AUGGCACAACCACGGGAUGCAGAAGAACAGCGAAUAAAUAGGCUCUUUGGUUCCUACCUCUACAUCUUCCCCUCCCUCCUUAUCUUCACCGGCAUAGUCCGCACGCUCUACACCGCCUACCGCAGCCACCACCUCCCGCGCACCGACCCCGAAUCGCGCACCCCCAACCGCCGCGUCUACCCCCCCAGCGCGCUCUCCAACCGCUUCUCGCGCUACAUAAAGUACCCCGCGCUCUUUGGCAACCGCCACUCGCAGCCCAUCGGCUGGUACACCUUCCCGACAAGGCUCGAGGCCCUGCUCGUCGGCAUAUACUGGUUUAUCAAUAUAUCAUUCCUGUUUGUCAAGCACGGCAACGCCGACAACGGUAUCGAUGGCUCAAAGAUCCUGGCGGACCGCGCGGGAGUGCUCUCGCUGUGGAAUAUGCCGAUCUUCUUCCUGCUGGCGGGGAGGAACGACUUUUUGGUGUGGCUGACGGGGUGGUCGUAUGGAACGUUUCAUGUGUUUCAUAAGUGGGUUGCGAGGGUGUCGGCACUGAUGGGGAUGGUUCACUCGGUGGCGUAUGCGGUGUAUAUGUAUCAGAUUGGUGAUGAGGCGCGAAGAUGGAAUCCGGCGUAUUGGUGGAAUGGUGUUUCGGCUAUGAUAGUGAUGGGAUUGAUUCUCGUGUUGGCUAUAUUUCCGUUCCGGAAGAAGGCCUACGAGUUUUUCCUCAUAACGCAUAUCAUUGGCGUGAUGGUAUUUCUGAUAUUUCUCUACCACCAUCUAAAGCUCUCCGCAACACGCAUGUACAACCCAUGGCUCUGGGCCUGCAUUGCCAUGUGGGCCUUCGACCGCUUCACCCGCCUCCUCCGCAUCCUCAUCCUCAACUACGGCGCCUUCUCGCGCAACCCGCAGAACCACCACAUGGCCCGCGCAAAGUUCGUCAAGGGCACCGACGUUAUCCAGCUCACCGUCUACCCCUCCGCCGAGGACGUGAACUACUUCCCGGGCGCCCACUACUUUGUCUUCCUGACCGGUACCUGGCGCUUCUGGGAAUCGCACCCAUUCACUGCCGCGGCGUGGCGCCCGAGCGGACCAAUGAUGCCCGCCUAUAACGCGGCCGACAUCCACAAGAUCAAGCGCAGCUUAUCGGGCUCACUGAAGAACUCGUUGAAGGAACCAAGACUGCCGCCGAGGGUGCGCACAGCGGAUUUGAAGAAGGAGAUGGGACACCUGACGACCGUAAAGGAGUUGGGUCCGUUCGAGGAGGUUGGGGAGCUCAAGGAGCUCACGGCGCCAAAGGCAAAGCGCCAGGAAAAGGCUAUUUACAUUGUCAAACGGCCCGGCCAAGGAGUCAUCAUCAUGGCCGAUAACGUGAAGCCGCAGACGCCCGCACCCCCGGAGCGGAAGAAGAGUGCCAAGCGCUCUGCCUCGCAGCGGAGUAAGAGCGGUUCUAGGAAGCCUCACCGUAGCGGCUCUAAGAACUCGCGGGAUGGAUCCAAGAUCUCCCGUGACGGUUCUAAGCUCUCGCGUGAUGGCUCCAAGAGCUCUCGUGACGGCUCUAAGAUCUCGCGCGAUGGCUCCAGGCGCUCCCGUAAGGGUUCAGAAGGCGGCACCGACCGCAGCUCCGAGAGCGAGAAGUCCAGCGAAAGCGGCAAAUUCUCGCAGAGCGAGACGCUCGCUAUGAGCGGCGGCCAUGGCAGCGGCGGCGGGUGCGGCGGCGGUACUGCGGAUGGCAGCCACCGCGGAGGAGGAGGGCAGUCGGAGAGAUCCGACGAAGACUUCCCGGAGGAGGAGAAGACGGUGUUUGGCAGCGAGAGCGAGAAGACGACUGCAAAGGUGACGGUCACGUCGUCGCAGUUCGAGGACGAGGAAGAGGAGGAGGACGACUACCGGAUGGUGAUACGCCAGGGCGUGCCCAGCACCCAUGCCAGUACGGUGCGGAGGGGCAAGCAGCGCCCGAAGCUGACCUUCUUCAUCAAGCCGCGCAAGGGCAUGACGGCCACGCUCGCGGAGCGCAUCCGCGAGCACGAGCGCCAGAACGAGAUUCAGGGGUUUGCGAGGGGCCGUGAGCUGGAGAUCAAGUGCCUGAUCGAGGGUGCAUAUGGUGUUAACCACCCGCUGCACCUGUACGAGACAGUAGUGCUGAUCGCCGGCGGUGUCGGCAUCACGACGAUUUUGCCGUAUCUGUGCGACUACAUGGAGCGCGCGCGCGGGUCGGAGCGGCGGACGAUGACACAGCGGUUGGUGUUCCUGUGGACGGCGAAGGAGGAGGAGCUGGUGGAGAAUCUGGUCGCGAAGCGGUUCCCGAGAGGGUGCUUGACGAGACGGGAUAUCAGCAUGCAGCUCUAUGUCACAAAGACGAAGCAGGGGCAGAAGGAGUUCUUGCCGGGCGUGAAGUAUAAGAGGCCGGAUAUCGGCGAGAUACUGAGGGCGGAGCAGGCGAGGCUGGUGGGGAAGAUGUCGAUCCUGUCGUGUGGGCCGUCGGUGCUGGUGGAUAUCGUGAGGACAGCGGUGGUGGACUGUCUGGAUAAGGAUAGGAAGCAUAUCGAGUACUUUGAGGAGAGUUACUGA
Molecule: messenger RNA, 2550 nt
Organism: Morchella importuna
Lineage: Eukaryota; Fungi; Ascomycota; Pezizomycetes; Pezizales; Morchellaceae
Exons: 6
Coding region: 1-2550 (849 amino acids)
Biological process (GO): intracellular iron ion homeostasis; copper ion import; iron ion transport
Cellular component (GO): plasma membrane
Molecular function (GO): ferric-chelate reductase activity
Source: RefSeq, a predicted model, not a curated record